AGCAUGAGCUGGCGGGUUACUGAGUUCCUGUACUUCCUCUUUAUAUGGGACCAUAUCACUAUCCACCCUUCCCACCAGGAGCCUGCCGUGACCAACCAACAUGUCUCCAAGGAAUUUGAUUGGCUUAUUUCAGACAGGGGGCCGUUCCACCAUUCGCGGAGCUACUUAUCCUUUGUGGAAAGACAUCGUCAGGGAUUUACAACCCGGUAUAAAAUAUACAGACAAAUCUGCAGCAGACAGCAAGGCACCAUCGAAAAGGUGAAAUCAAUUACAGGUCUCUUGAUUUUUACUUAAGGAGAGGAAGCGCUGACCAUGUAUAUGGACAAAAACCGACUUGACCGGAAGUCGGGGAAUGCCACCCAAAGUGUUGAGUCCCUUCACCAGCUUGCCUCUUCAUAUUUUGUGGACCGGGAUGGUACCAUGAGACGUCUCCAUGAAAUUCAGAUCUCCACAGGAGCAAUCAAGGUUACCGAAACGCGGACAGGUCCCCUGGGCUGCAACAGUUAUGACAAUCUGGACUCUGUGAGUUCUGUCCUUCUACAAAGCACAGAGAGCAAACUCCAUCUCCAAGGUCUCCAGGUUAUCUUCCCUCAGUAUUUGCAAGAGAAAUUUGUUCAGUCAGCACUGAGCUACAUCAUGUGCAAUGGAGAAGGCGAAUACAUUUGCCGAGACAGCCAAUGCGGAUGCCAAUGUGCCGAAGAGUUUCCCCAGUGCAAUUGUCCCAUCACUGACAUCCAGAUAAUGGAAUACACAUUGGCUAACAUGGCCAAAUCCUGGACAGAGGCCUACAAAGAUCUAGAGAAUUCAGAUGAAUUUAAGUCCUACAUGAAGAAACUACCUAACAACCAUUUCCUGACCAUUGGGAGCAUCCAUCAGCACUGGGGGAAUGACUGGGACCUUCAGAACCGCUAUAAGCUCUUGCAGAGUUCCAUGGAGGCUCAACGGCAAAAGAUCCAGCGUACUUCCCGUAAACUCUUCAGCCUCAGUAUCCGUUGUUGGCACAAUCCACACCACCAGCUGCCUAGGGAAAGGACAAUACAGCAGUGGCUCUCCCGAGUCCAAUCUUUGCUCUACUGCAAUGAAAAUGGCUUCUGGGGGACCUUUCUGGAGAGCCAACGGAGCUGCGUCUGCCAUGGGAGCACCAGUCUGUGCCAACGGCCAAUCCCAUGCAUCAUCGGUGGCAACAACAGCUGCGCAAUGUGCAGCUUGGCCAACAUCUCCCUCUGCGGCUCCUGCAACAAGGGCUACCGUCUCUCUCGGGGCCGCUGCGAGCCCCAGAACGUGGACUCCGAGCGCAGCGAGCAGUUCAUCAGCUUCGAGACCGAUUUGGACUUCCAGGAUCUGGAGUUGAAGUACCUCCUUCAAAAGAUGGAUUCCCGCUUGUAUGUCCACACGACUUUCAUCAGUAACGAGAUCCGCCUGGACACCUUCUUUGAUCCUCGGUGGCGCAGGCGCAUGUCCCUCACCUUGAAGAGCAACAAGAACCGGAUGGACUUCAUCCACAUGGUCAUCGGGAUCUCCAUGCGCAUUUGCCAGAUGCGCAACAGCAGUCUGGACCCCAUGUUCUUCGUCUACGUGAACCCUUUCAGCGGGAGCCACUCCGAAGGUUGGAAUAUGCCCUUUGGAGAGUUUGGCUACCCGCGUUGGGAGAAAAUCCGUCUGCAGAACAGCCAGUGCUACAACUGGACUCUCUUGCUGGGGAACCGGUGGAAAACGUUUUUUGAGACUGUCCACAUCUACCUACGUAGCCGGACUCGGUUGCCCUCUUUGAUGCGCAACGAGACCGGUCAAGGACCUGUGGAUCUUUCUGAUCCCAACAAGCGUCAGUUCUACAUCAAAAUUUCGGACAUUCAAGUGUUUGGAUACAGCUUGCGCUUUAAUGCCGAUCUGUUGCGUAGCGCCGUGCAGCAAGUCAACCAGUCCUACACCCAAGGUGGGCAAUUCUACUCCUCUUCCUCGGUCAUGUUGCUGAUGUUGGAUAUACGGGACCGAAUCAACAGAUUGGCACCCCCGGUAGCUCCUGGAAAACCCCAACUGGAUCUCUUCUCUUGUAUGCUCAAACACCGUCUGAAAUUGACCAAUACAGAGAUUAUCCGGGUGAACCACGCUCUGGAUCUAUACAACACCGAGAUCCUUAAACAAUCCGAUCAGAUGACUGCCAAACUCUGCUAACCCCCCCAAUUUUAUGUACUUAAUCUAUACAAACUAAUCCUUUUUGCUGUAAACAGACACACUCGGACAAAACAAAACGUAUGAAGAAAGGAAAUCAACCGACAUUUAAAAGAAACAAAAAAAAAUAAAAGAGGAAAAAAAGAUUUAAACAAAAAUACAGAGGGGAAAAUAAAUGUAAAAUGUAAUUAAUAAAUGAAAGAGUGGGAGGGAAAAGCAGAGGUCCUCAUUCACCGGGAAAUGAAAGGCAUUUGGUUUGGAUGGCCGUGUAAACGAGACGAGCGUGUUCUGUUGCUCGUGUAAUUGCACAAACACAAAGGAGGUCAAGAUGUGGGUUUCCGUGAGAUUGUUGCUCCGAAGCGGCAGAGGUGGGUGGGGACAGAUGGUCUUUGGAGAUCUCUUGUAUGUAACUGUAAAGAUUUCAGCUAUGCAGGUGCCAAAUAGAAGACGAUAAGAGUGUGGAAGAGAGAAAAAUUCUGUGUACAUGUACAAAGAAUUGCCAUUUCUCCCGGUUGGGGGUGAAUGGCC
Molecule: messenger RNA, 2697 nt
Organism: Pseudonaja textilis
Lineage: Eukaryota; Metazoa; Chordata; Lepidosauria; Squamata; Elapidae
Source: RefSeq, a predicted model, not a curated record